AGAGGCGCUCUCUCCCCAAUAGUGUCUAGCUGUACCUUCUGGAAGUGUCUGUAAAUGAAGGAACGGUCCGCGAGACGAAACUCUUGGGAUUACACACUUACUACGCCAUAUUGAAAUGAAAAUGAAAUAAAAAUGUUAUUUUAAGUGAAACAAAACUCUGAAAGCUGGGGGUCGUCAACAAUGGUCAUUUCCUUCUUGUGUGGGCUGCAGGGGAGGAGUCGGCGCACAACGAGGGGAGGAGAAGGGGGUUAUUUCUAAAAUGUCCCCGGUAACCGGUCAGUCACAAUGAGUGACAACGAAACUAACUUGAAGUUUAGUACGGUAGUUCAGCUGCCACUUUCUUCUUUAACAUCCCACGCGAGACUUACUGCGACUUACUCUUUCAUCCGUCAUUAAUCGCUUUAUUUUACCCACCAGCUGCGUCAGAAUAUGGAUAUAUACGCUAGAAUCUUCGGCUUGUUGACAUGUAUCCUCCAGACAAUUCUGCUGUCAUCGGCCACCCUCGAACCGUUUGACCUGCUCUAUGAUAACGGAGUUGAGGCUUUCUAUAAAGGAGACUAUGGCAAAGUGGUGCGGUACAUGGAGAGCGCGUUGGGCAGUUUCUCCGAAGUGCGUCAGACCAGGAUCAGAUGCAGGCUGGAAUGCAGAGAACAGCAUCGCUUUGAUGGCUUUCUGAACGAAGAUAAGUUCUUUGAAGUGAUUCUUCAUAGGGCGCAUUGUGCGAACGAAUGCAUUGAGAGAAAGCUGGGAGCUCAGUCCAUACACAAAGUCAGUGAAGAUGUCAUUCAAGAUUUUCAUAGAAGAAUUCCCUACAACUACCUGCAACUUGCCUACAGAAAGCUCGGGCAACUGGACAAAGCUGCGUCUGCUGCUCAUACAUAUUUCCAAGCCAACCCUGAGCAUGUGGAGAUGGGCGAGGACUUGGAGCAGAACAAAGCCCUGCAGGGUGUAAAAAAGGAGCACUUCAUUGACCGGGAAGCCCGACCACAUCAGAAAGUCUUCUUUGCUGGCGUGAAACUCUACGACAAAGGCAAGUAUGGAGAGGCCGUGACUUUAUUCGAGGAGGCCCUGACUGAGUACUACAGGGCUGAUGUGGAGUGCCGGGCUUUAUGUGAAGGGCCACAGCGCUUCGAGGAGCAGGAUCAUGUCUUGUACAAAUACAGCCUCUACGAGCUGAUCUCAGAUCAUUACACACAGGUUCUUCACUGUGAGCAUGAGUGUGUCAGAGACUUGGCCACCCGCCCCGGACGCCUGUCACCCAUGGAAAGCUACCUGCCCCUGCAUUACGACUACUUGCAGUUUGCCUAUUUCCAAGUGGGAAGGAUUGAGGAUGCUUUGGCGUGCGCUCUGACAUACCUGUUGUUCCAUGAAGGGGAGGAGUUCAUGACUGAGAAUGUGGAGUAUUACAGGGAGGUACUGGGACAUGACGGCCAGCCUCGUAAGGAAGCUGAACAGUACUUGAGACGGUAUAGGCAGGAGUCAGACCUGCUAGUCAUCGGCAGCAAAAACAUUGGAGCGCCUUACAUUGAGGGGAAUUAUUGGAGCAGUUCAGGGGGUAGAGAAGAUGCUAACAGAAUUCCUUCUGGUACAGAUGGAUGGAUGGACUAUGUGCCGAUAUCAGGAAAGAAGAACGUCACUGUGGUUCAAGAGCUUCAUGAAGGAGGUCCACUGCUCUAUGAGAAUGUAAAACUUGUGCAGAACUCUGAGGCUCUCAAUGGAACUCAAAGAGUGCUUUUCGAUGAUGUCAUCACCGAGGACGAGUGCUCUGAGCUUAAACAUCUGGCACACAGUGUCACUGCAGCUGGUGAUGGCUACAAGGGAAAAAUGUCCCCUCACACACCCAAUGAGAAAUUUGAAGGGGCAACCGUAUUGAAAACGCUCAAGUAUGGAUAUGAGGGACGUGUACCUUUAAGAAGUGCUCGCCUCUUUUAUGAUGUCAGCGAGAAGGCCAGGCGGAUAAUUGAGUCAUACUUCAUGUUGAAUUCCACUCUGCAUUUCUCAUACACACAUCUCGUGUGUAGGACAGCCAUAUCUGGUCAACAAGACCACAGAAAUGAUCUUAGUCACCCAAUACAUGCCGACAACUGUCUACUUGACCCAGAGGCACAUGAAUGCUGGAAAGAGCCGCCUGCAUAUACCUACCGUGACUACAGUGCCUUGCUGUAUUUGAAUGGGGAUUUUAAUGGUGGAGAAUUCAUUUUUACCAAAAUUGAUGCCAAGACUGUCACUGCGUCUGUGAAGCCCAGGUGUGGCCGGAUGGUUGGUUUUUCAUCUGGUGGAGAGAAUCCGCAUGGUGUGCGUGCGGUCACUAGAGGGCAGAGAUGCGCUGUUGCACUUUGGUUCACUUUAGACCCCCUCUACAGGGAACUGGAGAGGCUUCAAGCUGAUGAGGUGGUUCAAGCUUUGGAAAACCAGCACAUGUGGGAUCACAGCCUCCAGAUAAACCCGAAAGACGAGUUAUAGUCCAUCAGCCAAUUGGAAGAGAGCACAGGAUUCAUGUCAAUGCCUAUUUAUUUAAUGAUCAGAAUGAUUUUAUUUUUUUACGGUUUGAUGUAAAGGUUUUUUAUUUUGUUUUUGACCUUUGGAAAAACUAUUAUUAUUAUUAUUAUUAUUAUUAUUAUUUGUGCAUAGUAAGACCUCAGUUUGAAAUCUGGCUCACAUUUUUGCUUGUUUUAGUGUGUUUGAAAUAGCUUCUCAUUUUAUACCCUUAAAGUCAACGUGAAAUCAAAAUUCACAGUGUUUACUUUACCCUUAUGUUGUGUUCCAACUUUUUUUAUAACUAUAGUUUAUUUCAUUCAGUUGGAAUACAAUUCCAUGACUUUGUUCACUCAGGACAUCUGAACACAAAUUAUAAGAUAAUUAUAAAAAUGUAUUGGUUUUAUUACACUGUGUUACACCUCUGGUGUUCCCAAUCUAAAGUGACCAGCCAUUAGAAAAGUAUGGAUUAGAUUACAAAAUACAGAAAUAUUAAGUGUUCAGGAACAUCCCAGUCCUUUAGGUGAUUUAUGAAUGUAUGUUUACACACACAAAGUCCACGGACAUGUGCUCGCACACAAAAAACACACACAGCGUGUGUUGAGCACCCUUUUGUGCAUCGUCUUUCCAUGGACACUCUUUGAAGAGUAUUUCAAGAUCUACAUAUAUUAUGUGUUUGGGCUCAUUUGAAUCGGGAUAGUCUGCUGUAAUUUACGUCAUGUCAUUGUCUAUGUUAUAUGUAUGUUUCAGGAAGUAAUGAGGAAAAAAGUGACAAAAGACACUCCUGUUUAUUAUAUUUAAGUGUGUCAGUGGGAACUUCAUACACUAAUACUCACUGCAAUUUGGCCUUCGAGUGAAACAAAUUUGCUCGUUGUAUUUUACUAAUUGAGACUUUCCAACAAUAUAUAACAUGGCUAUCUUUUUCAAUGUUUUUACCAACUCCGAAUAUAAUUGUUGUGAUAACAAAUUGGCAACUUAUGAGAACAAAAUAGUGCUAGUUUGUCAGAAAAAUGAAAAAGCGUAAUUUAAGAAUUGGUAGGAUCAGCUUUGCAUUGUAAAGUCCAGAUGUUAAGCUUUAAAAUGAAACCUAAUUUGUUUAGAUCAAGCAAGCCUUUAGUAUUUUAUCACAUCAUUUGAAUUUUUUCUGCAUGGAGUGCCCCCCACUAGUCUGGUAUAAGCUCAGUUCAAUGAAUCCUUCUAUCAAUAACAAAUACACAUGUAUAAAAAAUAUGUUCAUAAAAAGGUACAAAACCAAAUCAUAAUUACUAAAAAGAAGUUGACAAGAUCUCAAAAGGUAUUGGCACAAAUGAACACAACACAAGGGUUAAUACACAUGUCUGGUCUUAUUGUGCACAAUUCAUUAAUGCACAUUGUUUAAAAAAAAUUAUGUUUUUUCAUAAUCUUUCAUCAAACUGAAAUAACUUUCUCUGCCUCUGAAACGACUUUCCUUUUUGUCUGACAUAAAAUAGUGUUAUUGCCAAUUAGCCAAAUAGCUACUGUUGUAGGUACUGCAAUCUUUCUAAAAUCUCUGCAAUAGUUCAUGCAGUAAAUUUAAUGCUUGUUUGAAAUGCCCGAUUUUCACAAUCCAAUCAAUUCCCGCUGGAUAUAUGAAGUCUAUAAUAUUUUUCUAUUUCACAUUUAGAAAUGCGUCACAUUACGGAAAUAAAAUGGGCUGCGAUUGCGUUUCAUGUUGACUUUAAAAGAAACAGGGAACAUUAUUUUCAUUGCUAUUAAGGAAAAUAGGAUUUGGCAGUUUCAUUUUAUGAACAGAAACUUACCAUUCGUAGCAGCAAUAAUCUUAAUAGCUGUUUUAGAAUUAUUUGAUACUCACGUUUGUUUAACUAGACAUAAUCCAAGUUACCCAAAGAAACAGACUAUGAAAAAUUAGGAUUUGCACAGUUUUAUAUAUAUAUAUAUAUAUAUAUAUAUAUAUAUAUAUAUAUAUAUAUAUAUACUGUACAUUCUUUACAUGUUUUUGCUUUUAAUGUACUAUAAAAAGAGCACUGUGAUUUAUUUCUGUGACACUGCGAUGCUUUUAGAUUAUUCAAUUUAUCUCAUGCCUCAAAACCAUGGGACUAGAUAACUGUUUACAAAUGAGCUGACUCCGAUCUAUGGUGUGGUUUGAUCAUAGACAGCGACCGUAUAAUAGCAAGUGUCAGCAGAAUUUGAUAUUAGGAACCUUUUUUAAUAAAAGAUUCUAUUUGUUCCUGUUUCAAGGAAUUUGAAAUUAAAUGUGGCAUAUAACUGUCCUUUCCUUUCAAAUUAAUUGACUUGUGUUGCAUUUCUCUUUUGGACAGUUGCAAUGUGCUUUGCACUGAGAUGUAUGGAAGAAAAUAGAUUGAUAGGCUACUCAUCUACAGUUGAUUUUAAACGCCGGAGGUCUUGUUGAAUUUUGAAUAAGGAGGAUGGCCACUUUUUGUCAGUGAUAUUUAAGUACAUGAGUAUUUAAGUAUUCUUUUAUGUAAUGUAAAAUGUUGUUUGCUAUAUGGAUUUUAAAUUAAAGACUGAAAUAUAUCUAUUCUAUCUGUGUUCUUCAGUUUUUGUAGCCAGAAAUAAUUAAAUAUGUACUAACUACACUGUAUUCUUUGUAA
Molecule: messenger RNA, 5066 nt
Organism: Xyrauchen texanus (razorback sucker)
Lineage: Eukaryota; Metazoa; Chordata; Actinopteri; Cypriniformes; Catostomidae
Product: prolyl 3-hydroxylase 2-like
Exons: 15
Coding region: 430-2463 (677 amino acids)
Biological process (GO): collagen metabolic process
Cellular component (GO): endoplasmic reticulum
Molecular function (GO): procollagen-proline 3-dioxygenase activity; protein binding; iron ion binding
Source: RefSeq, a predicted model, not a curated record